CUUUACUUUACCUAUUACUCGUAGCUCCAUAACCUAAGUCUCCCCCUCACUACUAUACACUUUGACGCCCUCUUCUUUUCAUUCCUUCUUUCAUCUUUAAUACAUAUCCCUGGCUAAUUUUCUGCUCAACAGCACCUCAUAGAUCUUAGACGACAUGGCUUCUGAGAAACCAGAGAACAUCAUCACUGUCGGUCACGACCGCUUUGGUUUCGACUCUCGUGUCGAAAUGGACACUCUCAGGAGUCUUUAUCUUUCUCCUAGUUUUGUCAAAGAUGGUGACGCCACCAAGAACAUUUCCGGUGCACCUCCCAAGGACUACGGAGCCCAAUCGACUUACGACAAGAGCUCCAACUCGAUCCAAUUCACCACGGUAGCGAAAUUCCCUCCCGUGAAGCUUCUCCCGAAUGCCGAGAGGAAGAGGAUCUUGGUCACCGGAGGUGCCGGUUUCGUAGGAUCUCACCUCGUUGACCGUCUCAUGCUUUUGGGACAUGAGGUGACUGUAUUGGACAACUUCUUCACAGGUUCGAGAACCACGGUGUCUCAUUGGGUCGGUCACCCGAACUUUGAGAUGGUCCGACACGAUGUGGUCAACCCCUUCUUGAUUGAAGUGGACCAAAUCUACCACUUGGCUUGCCCAGCCUCUCCCCCGCACUACCAAUACAAUGCAGUCAAGACCCUCAAGACUUCCUUCUUGGGCACUAUGAACAUGCUCGGUCUUGCCAAACGUACCAAAGCUCGUUUCCUCAUCACCUCCACUUCUGAAGUGUACGGUGACCCUGAGGAACACCCUCAGCGUGAAGAUUACUGGGGUCACGUCAACUGUAUCGGACCUCGUGCUUGUUACGACGAAGGUAAACGUGUCGCCGAAACCCUCACUUAUGGCUACAUGAGGCAAGAUGGUGUCGACGUUCGUGUCGCUCGUAUCUUCAACACGUUCGGACCCCGUAUGAACCCAUACGACGGUCGUGUCGUUUCCAACUUUAUCAUCCAAGCUCUCAAGGGCGAGGACAUGACCGUCUAUGGCGACGGUAAUCAGACUCGUUCUUUCCAAUAUGUUCAUGACCUUGUCGAUGGUCUCAUUCUCUUGAUGAAUGGAGAUGAGACUCGUCCCGUCAACAUCGGUAAUCAGCAUGAGUUCACGAUCAUCGAAUUCGCCGAAGCAGUCCGUGACAUCGUGGAAAAGGUUCAGAAGGAACAAGGUAACCCCCUUGCCAAGCGUGUCAACAUCAUCCACAAGGAGAUGCCCACGGACGACCCUCAGCGUCGUCGCCCGGACACUACCAGGGCUAAGGAGACUCUCGGGUGGCAGCCUCAGUUCAACGUCAGGCAAGGUGUAGAAGAGAUGACAGGUACGCUACUACGCUGCUCGAAUCGCAGAGGGUCUGUUGUGACCUGGUACGGUGUGCAUGGGUCUAUGGUAUGGUAUACAAUUACGUCUGGCAUGGAAAUAGUUACUUAGAGAGAUUGAGAGACAUGCAACAUUCAUUUGAGGCG
Messenger RNA from Tremella mesenterica DSM 1558, 1494 nucleotides. RefSeq lists its product as uncharacterized. The transcript has 8 exons. Bases 155 to 1459 code for a protein of 434 amino acids. Gene Ontology annotation, cellular component: cytoplasm. Gene Ontology annotation, biological process: D-xylose metabolic process. The record is from RefSeq and is a predicted model, not a curated record. Lineage: Eukaryota; Fungi; Basidiomycota; Tremellomycetes; Tremellales; Tremellaceae. Gene Ontology annotation, molecular function: NAD+ binding; UDP-glucuronate decarboxylase activity.